AUGAGUUAUUAUGAUGAAAUUUGGAUUGAAGAUGUAAAAGAAGUUUGUAAAAUUGAAAGAUUAAAAGAAGAUAAUUUUGCAAGUAAAUUAAGAGUAGAUCCUUUAGCAAAAGAAGGAAUAUAAGAUCUUCUAGUAUCAUUAUAUAUAUAAAUUAAGAAUGUUAGUUAUUAUCAGAUCUAAAUGAAUUCAAUUGUCUUCAUAAUAUACUUAUUAGAUAUUUGAGGAAAUAAAUUUACACUCAAAUUGGAUCUCCAAUAUUAAUAUCAAUAAAUCCUUAUGUUUUUCUACCAAAUAUUUAUAAUUAAGAAACUCUUGCUAAUUAUAGAGUUAAGUUAGGAUAAUAUUAAAAAACAUUAAAAAGAAGUAUUAGAGAAAAUGAAUUUGAACCUCAUUUAUUUAAAAUUGCAUAAUUAUCUUUGGACUAAUUAUUUGAAACUCCUACAAAAGAAUUAAGAAUAUGUUCUAUGAUGAUAUCAGGGGAAAGUGGAUCAGGAAAAACAGAAUCAACAAAAAUACUUUUAAAAUAUUUGGCAGCAGAAUCUAAAAGUGGUUUAUUUAAUACUAUUUAACAUGGAUAAACUAUUUAAUAACAAAUAUUUGCUUCUAAUCCUGUUCUUGAAGCAUUUGGUAAUGCUAAGACUGCAAGAAAUGAUAAUUCUAGUAGAUUUGGAAAAUUUAUGCAUUUAUAUUUUAAUCCAGAUAUUAAAGGUGUAAGUGCAGCUAAAAUAGAUAAUUAUUUAUUAGAAAAAAGUAGAGUUGUUAAGAUAAAUAAACAAGAAAGAAAUUAUCACAUUUUUUAUUAAAUUAUAGCAUUUUAAAUACCAGAAUUAAGUAUAUAUAAAUAUUAAUAUAGAAGGACUUAAAUCUCCUUAUUAAUAUGAAUAUUUAAAUGGAGGAUAUCUAUCUUCUUUAAGAACAGAAAAAUCUGAAUUUGUAGAAACAGAUAAAUGUUUAGAUAAUUUAAAUUUUAGUCCUAAUCAAAAGAGAUAAAUUUAUCAAACUAUAGCUGGAUUGUAACAUCUAGGAAAUGUUAAAGUUGAAUAUGAUUCAAAAAAAUCUACAUUGAGACUAGAUGAUUCACUUAGAUUUGCAUCUUAUUUACGAAGAAUUCAGAUUCAAAAACUAGAAGAUCUAAUAUGUAAAGUGAUUACUUCUGAUGGAAAAGAGAGAGUGUGA
Paramecium primaurelia is the source of this 1176-nucleotide messenger RNA. Lineage: Eukaryota; Ciliophora; Oligohymenophorea; Peniculida; Parameciidae. The record is from the annotation of a GenBank genome assembly.